CUGAACCAAUUGAUGGGCGACAUCACAGGUGGAGGAGACUAACUGCUUUACAACUUCUGCCCAGCAUAAUUGUAUGUCCUCUUCGUGUCAGCUGGUCCAGAGAAACAGAAGCAUGUCUAUCCAGUCUUACUCUUUUGUACCAAAUCCUGGAAAUAGCUGUAAUGUGCUUCUUUGUAUUCAAAGGUGUCCUAUGGCAGUUCUUUUUGAGGAACCUUUAGAGGGCUCUGGAGAUUGUGUUGAUUGUUUUCAUACCCACAGCUGUCAAUUGAUGUUAAUAAAGCUUCCCUUGAGGAAAUGCCCCUUUUAUAGCUCUUUGGACUUAAAGGCUCCUCAGAAUAGGUCAUUGGUUUGUUAUGCACACAGCUGCCAGAAACUCCAAAGCUGCAACUCUUUUGACUCGAUGAGAACAAAUACCAGCUGUGAUUAAAAUUUAGCACCACUUGUUCCUGCCCAGAAUCAUGCAUUGUUUUCAGAAAUGUUCAGCCAUUCAUGUCCUCUUCUCCCUCUUUCCCCCAAACACUUUCCGUUUCCUCUACAAAGACAUCCAGAGAACGAGCCAGCACAAUGCUUUUGAGACAGUGUGGCAUCUUUCUGGGAGCCCUGCUGCUUAUUUUCUGCUCCUGGAUGACUCAUCAAUCCUGCAUGUUCCUCGUGAAAUCAGCCAAUCUCAGCAAACGCAGGACCUAUCCUGGGCUAGCCUUCCAUGCCUAUGGAAAACCUGGGAAAAUGCUGGUGGAAACCAGCAUGAUUGGACUAAUGCUAGGAACCUGCAUUGCUUUCUAUGUUGUUAUUGGUGACUUGGGAUCAAACUUCUUUGCCCGGUUGUUUGGACUCCAGGUGAGUGGCUGGUUCCGGAUAGUCCUGCUCUUUAUCGUUUCUCUCUGCAUAGUGCUUCCGCUGAGUCUCCAGAGGAACAUGAUGGCUUCCAUACAGUCCUUCAGUGCCAUGGCUCUGAUCUUUUACACGGUGUUUAUGUUUGUGGUUGUACUCUCUGCUUUCAAACACGGCCUCUUUGGCGGGCAGUGGCUGCAACGGGUCAGUUACGCACGCUGGGAGGGCAUUUUUCGCUGCAUUCCUAUCUUUGGCAUGUCUUUUGCCUGUCAGUCCCAGGUCCUGCCAACCUAUGAUAGUCUGGAUGAGCCAUCUGUUAAAAUUAUGAGCUCCAUAUUUGCCUCUUCACUAAAUGUGGUCACCGCCUUUUAUGUUAUGGUGGGUUUUUUUGGCUAUGUGAGUUACACAGAAGCCAUUGAGGGGAACGUACUCAUGAACUUCCCCUCUAAUUUGGUGACUGAGAUGAUCCGUGUUGGGUUCAUGAUGUCUGUAGCAGUUGGGUUUCCAAUGAUGAUUCUGCCAUGCCGACAGGCACUGAAUACCCUUCUCUUCGAACAGCAGCAAAAAGAUGGGACAUUUGCUGCAGGUGGUUACAUGCCACCUCUUAGAUUUAAAGCCUUGACCCUGGCUGUUGUAUUUGGAACCAUGGUUGGAGGCAUCAUGAUCCCAAAUGUGGAGACCAUCUUGGGCCUAACAGGAGCAACAAUGGGAAGUCUCAUCUGUUUUAUCUGUCCAGCUCUUAUUUACAAGAAAAUCCACAAGAAUGCCCUUUGCUCACAGCUCAUACUCUGGAUUGGUUUGGGUGUAUUGCUCAUUAGCACCUAUACUACCUUAUCUGCAACUCAAGACAUCCCAGCAAAAAUAGAGACUUUGGAACCAGGAAAACUGCCAGUAGAAAUAAAGAACAUGCUGGAUGAGGAUCCCAUCAAAAUUGCAGACCAGAAUCCAGUAGUGGAAGAGGAUGCACAUAAGCAUGACAAGCCUGUAUUGCAGAAUGGGAAGGAAGAAGUGGAACAGCCACAGAUCAAGGUUCCCAUGGAUGUGCCCAAUAGAGAAGAGAAAGAGAAACCAAAGGAGGAGGUGCAGCUGGACCGACCUGACCAAGGUUUUGCACAGCCUGUGGGAGAAGCCCAUCGCCAUGAGCCACCAGUACCGCAUGAUGAGGUAGUGAUAGAUGAGGGUCAGGAUCAUGAGGAACCUGAAGAGAAGCGGCCACCAGCCAACAAGGAGGUCUUAGUGGAGGGAAAUCCUUUGCUUGGGGAAGAUCAAGCACAGCCGCAACCUCUUCCCAAACAAGCAAGGGGAGAUGGCGGCCAAGAAAAGUUGGAGGAUCAUCCUGUGAAAGACUCCAAGCCUCUGCCAGAUUUGGUUGCACAUAAAGACGAGCACCCCCCUUAUAAAGACCUUGAGCUGGAGGAGCAGCGUGAGAGAAGGGACAAGGUCAUGGGUCAGAAGGAGGGUGCCAUUCCACAGAAAGGAAUAAAAGCUGAUCAGAAGGAGAAUGACACAGGUGGAAAGGAAGAGCUGGUUCUUCCAGAGAAGCCGGAGCCAGCUCAAGUUGAGGAGAGAGGGAUCCAUAACGCUGAGGAGAAUGCAGAUGUUAAGCCAGAGGAAGAUGGAGAGAAGUUACUAGACCAUGCAGUCCUGUUGCAAGUAAUUAAGGAACAGCAAGUUCAGCAAAAGCAGCUCUUAGACCAGCAGGCAAAGCUCUUGGCAGUGAUUGAGGAACAGCAUAAAGAGAUCCAUCAGCAGAGGCAAGAAGAAGGAGGUGAAGAAAGACAAAAGCAAGAAGUACACCAGGAACCUGUCAUUCCUUUUGCCAAGAGUAAAGAGAGAGAGGAUGUCUUUGAUAAUAAACUUGGAGAUGCUGCAAAUAAUAUACGUAAUGAUAUCACAGACCAUCCCCUGCAUGUGAUGGACAGCCAGCUCUUAAACUCUGAGGACCAGAAAAGACAGCAAGUUACAAAUCCAGGAGACCAGAAACCAAUGCACAGCAAAUUAAGCGGAGUUCCACUUAAAAACCCUGCAGCUCCUGUAAAAAACAGUGAGAAAAUUGCACAGCACCAAGCUGGAAAAAACCAAGCGGUGAAGCUGCUGGAGCCAGUCAGAACUGAUUCACAGAUAGCAAUGGCUGAUGGACCCCAUCAAGAAAAGCAAGCAAAAGAUGAGGGGUGGAAAGAAGACCAGAAUAUUCAAGAGGCACAAAAUGCUCAACAAAAGCUCAAGAAUGAUCUGAAAAGAAAUGAGGCUGCAGAAAGAGAUGAAGGCCAAAUAGAAAUGCUUGAUGCAGCCCAUAGGGUUUCUGAGAGGCUUUCUAAGAAAGAGACAGUUGUCAAAGAUGACAAAAGAAAGGAAUCUCCUGACCAAAACCAACAAGUAGAUCCUGCACAUAAACCAGAUGCUGCUGAAAAAAUGCAAGAGAACUUAGCAGUCCCAGAAGCUGUGAAACCUGACAAAGGUGAGGAGAAAGAACUCUUACCUUUAGAUCAGCUUGGUAAAGCACAGGGCCAAAGAGGUAACAGCAGAGAGAGGGCAGCAGCUGGAGCCCACAUUCCACAAACAAAGGCAGGACUGGAUUUAGAAAGAGAACCAAAGGAACUAGGGAAGUUACAUGAGAUCGAUAAUGACAAUGUCUUAAAGCCGGAGCAAGUUCAGGCUGUCCCCAGAGAUCAUGAAAAUGCCAAACCAAAUAGAGAUCUGAAGCUGCAAGCUGAGUUGGACUUGCGUCGGAAGAGACGAGGCCUGGAAGAAGGGGAACCAGGGGAGGUGAUAAUUGGAUUGAACCCCCUCCCAGAUGUGAAAGUCAAUGAUCUCCGUAGUGCUCUGGAGACUCGAUUACACCAAGCAGCAGAAGGUGCUCAGCAAGCACUUCACAGUCGACAGAUUAAACAGGUACAAGAAGCAGAAGACGUGUGACCAAGCCUUUGUACUAUUAGGACAAGAUGUAGGAGGCCAUUGGCCACCUUAAGAUCUCUUUUGUUGAGCUAACUGUACUUGAGUGUGUUGCAAUUUUUAUCAACUGGGUGUUGAGACCUGGACAAUCAUUGACCUCCUGGAGCCAGAAAUUCUUUUGCCGCUGACCAGUAUCUGCUUCAGUACCAUAUUACCACUUCUUUUGUAGUGGUGAGAGCCUACAAAACCCAGCUUCAUCCAGCUGAGUUUUGAAGAGUGAUUGUGCUUACCCCAUUUCCAAAGAAGCAUUUUCACUCUUCAGCAAUUGCCUUGAACUUACUGUUUUAAUUUUUGCGUUUGAAGUCUGCUGUCAUACUUGUCAGUCUUGUUGGAAGCUGCUUCCAUGUAUCUGCAUCCCUUAAAUUGAUCUUGGGUUCUUUUGUUCUGCCCUUUUUACCCCUUGGGUGUAUAUACCUUUCUAAGUAAUAUCAAGAAGCCAAAAGGAGUUAUCUUAUGUAUCUGAAAUAGGAAGACAUUCCAUUCUAGAGAUACUUUUUAGGCAUGUAGAGGUUGUUAGCACUGCAUCUUUAAAAUAGGUUCAGAAAUUGAUGCUCUAAUUUUUAGCCAAGGGUCCACAUUAGCAAUAACAAAGGGGUUGCCCACCCUUUCUUCAUCUCUUGGCUAUGAAACCUUAGCUUUAUGUUUUUAAAACAUUCCUAUCCCAAGUGCAUUAUGGAACUAUAUGAAGGCUCUGCAAACUACUUGCUGCAAGUGAGAACAGUGUUAGAAAGUCAAGUGAAAGGAUUUUGAAGAGGCAUCAUCCAAGUGGGGCAGCUUGCAUCUACCUCUUUCCUCCAUGGCAAGUACAUGUUCAGAGCUUCCCCCAUAACUCUCCCCUUUAGUUUUUCAGGUAUGUAACAGCUGGUAAGUCUGAUCUGUUACUUUCAAAUCAGACAGGAGGAGAGCUAGUUUGCUUCAGUCACCUGGUAGGAAGUGUUACUUUUUUUUACUAACAAGUGAUAUGGCAAAAGGAACAAAACUGUUGACUCUUGAAUAUACAUCAUAUCCAAAGAUAUCUGAGUUUUCAAGCUGCAGAUAUAAUAGAAUUUGGAGUUAUAAAAGCAUUUUGCAAAACAGGACCAAAAAAAAAAUCCUCAAGUUUGUACACUUAUCUCCUGAUAGUACUUUCAUAGAACAUUCAUGGGUUCAGCAGGCAGGAAUGCUAGGACUGAUUACAUUUCUUACAUAGCCUUACUAAAUUUUAUUCCCAUCAAAUGUAGAUUGCUCUCACCAUCCACAGUGAUUUGAUGGGAGUUGUAGUCCAACAAAUCUGUGGGAUACCUGAUUUGGAAAAGUCCUUCCUGAAAAAUGAAGUCAAGCAGGGUCCUCAUUGCCAUAUCUUGUUUGUGAAAUGUUUGAUAUAUCUCAAUUCAAGGAGAUAUAGAAAUGUGGCCGGUUCCACAUGCCUAUUUUGAAGGCCUUUUUUUGCCUUGUCGUGAUUGUCAUAAUGAUAGCCUUAAUCUUCAAGAGUCUUAUUGACCUGGUUUUGAUGCUAAACCAUAGUCUAGUAGUGUGACAAUAGGCUAAAGCCAACCUUAGGCUUCUAAACUCUUGCCUUUCUCAUUCACCAUUACUACAAAUGUUGCUCUUCUCCUUUUGCAUAAUCACUAUUUGUCACAUUAUCCAAACCCACAAAUGGUUAAUGUUGAAACAAAAGUUUCACAAUGGCAUGACAAAUUGUGAUGAAGCAAAAGCUUCCAGGUCCUUCCUCACAGAGAAUGGGCAAACCCAAAAUUUAUUCAGACAAAACUAUGGUUUAGCAUGAUUUCCCUGAAUUUAAGGGUUCCCAAUUGACUUUAGAUGACUCCCAUCACCUUUGGGAUGGUGAGAACGAUAGUCUGACUGCAUCAGAAGAUCCUAAGUUUAGGAAGUUAGAGUAGCAUAUUGUUUGAAUGCAGCCACUAUGUGGUGCUGCUCGAAGCACAAUCACGCCACAGCCAGGACUGCUUUUGCUUCAAUCUCAUAAGUAACUAUGGUUUCUCUGUGUGGCGUGUUUCUUGUAAUUACCAAGGAAGUUGUUUUAAUGUAAAGCCCCAUAGAAGUGUUGGGCUUUUUCUAAUCAAGGGUGAUGAGAUCAAGCACUGUACUAAGGACCAAAGAUACUUCUGACAUUCUUCCAUAGAGAAGUUGGACUUUAAAUGGGUUAUCUCAAACUAUGGAAGAUAGAGGAGUAGAUUUCUGUUGGAAUGCGUCCCUUGGUGCAUCAGCACAAGUUCCAAUUUGCAAUGUUGUUUACUGACAAAGCAGCUGGGACUAUGGACAGGCUGCACAAACCAAUAAAGUGAAUACAAGCAUU
This is a messenger RNA of Anolis carolinensis (green anole), 6079 nucleotides long. RefSeq names its product solute carrier family 38 member 10 (gene slc38a10). Gene Ontology annotation, biological process: amino acid transmembrane transport. The record is from RefSeq and is a predicted model, not a curated record. Gene Ontology annotation, molecular function: L-amino acid transmembrane transporter activity. Bases 490 to 3747 code for a protein of 1085 amino acids. The transcript has 16 exons. Lineage: Eukaryota; Metazoa; Chordata; Lepidosauria; Squamata; Anolidae.